Messenger RNA from Daktulosphaira vitifoliae (grape phylloxera), 1438 nucleotides. RefSeq lists its product as uncharacterized. Bases 356 to 1183 code for a protein of 275 amino acids. The record is from RefSeq and is a predicted model, not a curated record. Lineage: Eukaryota; Metazoa; Arthropoda; Insecta; Hemiptera; Phylloxeridae. The transcript has 7 exons.
ACACAGUUGUGACUGGUAUGAAUAUUUGGUACCGUACGCUGUUGCUUAGUGUGCGCGACGGCGGCCGGACACGGAGGUGAUAUGAAGGUAUACCAGUUUGUGGUGGUCCGCUAUGCGACCGUUUCGGGAACCGGGUAAUUGAAUUCAUUAAGAAACGUGUUGAGAGACAGAAUUUUUAUACAUUCAGAGGAAUUAAAAAUCCUUAAUCAAAAUUUAAGUAGAAUACAUCUCUAGAAGAUUUACAUACAAAGGCUAUUAAAAGUCACCCUGAACGUCCCGAGGUGCCGUUGAUCUACUUUAGUAUGUGACCACAGGCAAAAGAAAUUGACGUGCAAUACAAGCAGCUGGGUGUGCUAUGCUAGCCAACCAUUAUGUUCUGCUCCUGUUGGUGGCUGGUUCAACCGUUAUCACUACUUCGGUAUUAUCUUUACCCCAACAAGAUGCAGACGUGUCUAACACGGAAAAGAAAUUCGGUGACAAGUGUGAGGUUAACGAAGAUUGCAAUUUCAAUGGAUCUAUGUGCACAAUGGACCGAAGUAACAAAAAAGCAACAUGUCAGUGUCGUCCAGAAUUGGCAGUCACUAAUCACAUAAAUAAAUGUGGAAACAAGGCUGCGAUUAACGAAGCAUGUUUUUUUAAUGAGCAAUGCGAGGCCAGUGUUUUUCAAACUGAAUGUAGAGAUGAUAUAUGUGUUUGUAGGUUUGAAAGAACGCCAGUCUUAAAUAAUGAAGGGAUUACUGAAUGUAUUGCAAAAAACUAUUCUAAUUCAGAACCGUAUACUGAUCCAGCAAUGCUAUGCGUGUUAGGUGGAAUGUGUUUAAUGUUCAUCAUCAUAUGCGUUGUACUCCGAUUAUUCAGCAAAGCACGAUGGAGGGAAAACCGUACAAUUUUUAAUACACCUAAUCCAAGAUUGAUGAAUGUGUCUUUACUAAGAGAUAAUAAACCUCCACCAGGAGCUUCUGGCGAACGUAGAGGUAGCAAAUCCAGUACAAAGACCCAUUCCCCUUCGAGACAACCAAGCAUGGCCUCGUUGAAGCCCCAAUCGCCUUCCUUAGGCCGCGUACUCAACCGUGGCAACAAUGGUUCAGAAAGCAUUAAAUCUCCAACAACUAAAACAGCUAUAUCAUUAACACAAGCAGAACUCAAAUCAUCUGAAGUUACUGUAGACAUCCAACAAGAAUAGAUUUAUUAAUUUUGUUUUAUUAUAUGCAUUAUUUUCUUAAAUUUUACUAACAAUUGCUUGAAAUAUUUUAAUUUUGACUAUGAAACCUACUUAAAAAUACUAUUAUUGUCUAAAUUUGAUUCAUUAAAAUUUAUUAUAAAUGUUAUAAAUAGUAGUUUAUUUAAAAUAGCAUUUAUAAAAAUUUUAUAAAUGCAAUAAAUUUUAUAAAAAAUUAAUUUUUUUAUUAUAUCACAAAAUUUCUGUACUGUAUUAUAG